GGCGGUGUUACAGACUGGGCCUACUUCUGGAGGCACAAGCCCGGUCUGUUGCAUCGGAGCCCCAUCAUUUUGGGGGUCGGUGGGCCUGACUGGCUGACCCUGUGGAUGUGCUGAAACUCCCGAGGUCUGUCGUGUGUUUUUCCUGCACCCCUCCUACUCCCGCAGUAUACCCGAGUCAGGAUUGCUUUCCUACUGCGAAUUCUCAUCACUCGUCCAGUGUUGCUUCUUGGCUGUCUCCGCAGUCCCAGCGCUCCUUGUAGGGCUCGGGAUGCUCAGUGUCAUUGCUUCAGACUACUUGGUCGUAGCAUCCAGGGGUUCCGGAUCCUCCACCCCCCUCCCCUCCUACUAGGAGAGCCUUGGUUCUAGACUUGGCGCGGCCACUGCCUAAGUAUCUUCCGACCGUCUAGAACCUCAGUUGGACUUUUGUGAAAAUAAAGCGAUUUAAGGGCCCUUUCAGCCCCUAAUCCCGAGGAACUACUUUGGAUCCGUGCUGUACUUCAGGAUUUGGGGGAAGAAGCCAGGAAAGUGCAGUUACAGAGGCUCCUGGAGGAAGAGUUGAUGGUUGAGGGACAAAGUUAGGUGGCAUUAAAUUUUUGCAGUUUUAUUUUAAGUGUGAUCAGUUGAGUGUCAGUCAAACAGCCAUACUUUUUGCUCCUUGUAUUCCCUUCUUUCUGUAAAUGCCCAAACUCUAGAAGGGGAUGGGUCCAGGUCUUGGAGGUAAAAGGAUUGGGGGCAGUAGGGCUGACCUAGGGAGCUGCCACCAUGCAUCUGCCUUUGGUGCUUGCCCUUGCAGGCAGGGCUCCGUGCCUCCUCCCUAUGCCACCCCUCCUCCCAUGAUGCCCCUGUCCCGCUGGCUGAGAUAUGUGGGGGUCUUCUUGCAAGCAGCCCCCUGCUGGGUGCUCCGGGAAAGGUGGCUGGGUCCCCUACUGCGGCCCUCCCUGGUGCACCAGGGCUCAGUCCUGGGGGCAUGGCACAGUGCCCGCUGCUGGUGCCAAGCAUGGACAGAGGAGCCUCGAGUACUUCAUUCCUCCUUCAGAAUGAAUGGAGACCAGAACUUGUAUGACCAAAAAAGGCAGAGCUUCAUCCAGCACUUCCCUGAGAUCGUCAGGGUACUGACUGAGGAUGACAUGGGGCACCCAGAAAUAGGAGAUGCUAUUGCCCGUCUCAAGGAGGUCCUGGAGUACAACCUCAUUGGAGGCAAGUACAAUCGGGGCAUGACCGUGCUGAUAACCUUCCAGGAUCUGGUGGAACCAAGAAAGCUGGAUGCUGACAGUCUGCAGCAGGCCAUGACUGUGGGCUGGUGUGUGGAACUGCUCCAGGCUUUCUUCCUGGUGGUAGAUGACAUUAUGGAUUCAUCCCUCACCCGACGGGGGAAGAUCUGCUGGUAUCAGAAGCCAGGCAUCGGUUUGGACGCCAUCAAUGAUGCAAUUCUUCUGAAAGAGUGUGUCUACCGACUGCUGAAGCUCUACUGCCGGGAGCAGCCCUUUUACCUGAACCUUAUCGAGCUCUUCCUGCAGAGUUCCUAUCAUACUGAGAUUGGACAGAGCCUGGACCUCAUCACCACCCCGCAAGGCAGCGUGGACCUUGGCCAAUACACUGAAAAGAGGCUCAAAUCUAUCGCCAAGUAUAAGACUGCUUUCUACUCUUUCUACCUUCCUGUAGCUGCUGCCAUGUAUAUGGCGGGCAUUGACGGGGAGAAGGAACAUGCCAAUGCGAAGAAGAUCCUGCUGGAGAUGGGGGAGUUCUUUCAGGCUCAGGAUGAUUACCUUGACGUCUUUGGGGACUCCAGUGUAACAGGCAAGAUUGGCACCGAUAUCCAGGACGGUAAAUGCACCUGGCUCGUGAUUCAGUGUCUGCAACGGGCCUCUCCAGAACAACGCCAGAUCUUGCAGGAGAAUUACGGAGAGAAGGAGGCUGAGAAGGUGGCCCUGGUGAAGGCGCUGUACGAGGAGCUGAAUCUGCAGGCCGUGUUCGAGCAAUAUGAAGAAGACAGUUACAGCCACCUUAUGGGUCUCAUUGAGCAACACUCACCACCCCUGCCCCCAGCCAUCUUCCUGAGGCUGGUGCACAAGAUCUACAAGCGGAAAAAGUGACCCUAGAGACUACCAGGGCAGGGAGGGCAAGUUCUCAAUAAAUUACAGUAAAACCUCUCAACGCCAUCUGUAGGUGCUGGAUAUUGCAACAAAAGUUUGCCAUAGGCUAAUUUAUACGGACAAGAGUUAAGUUUCUGGUUCCCGUGGCCUAUUUCUGGUUACAAAAAUGUCACCCAACACUUAUGAUAUUAAACACUGAAAUAAAUGUGAGCCACAUACAUUUAAGGAAUGAAUAAAAGCAGGAGAUUAUU
Molecule: messenger RNA, 2344 nt
Organism: Artibeus jamaicensis (Jamaican fruit-eating bat)
Lineage: Eukaryota; Metazoa; Chordata; Mammalia; Chiroptera; Phyllostomidae
Gene: FDPS
Product: farnesyl diphosphate synthase
Exons: 10
Coding region: 699-2093 (464 amino acids)
Biological process (GO): trans, trans-farnesyl diphosphate biosynthetic process
Cellular component (GO): cytoplasm
Molecular function (GO): dimethylallyltranstransferase activity; (2E,6E)-farnesyl diphosphate synthase activity
Source: RefSeq, a predicted model, not a curated record